Messenger RNA from Castor canadensis (American beaver), 696 nucleotides. The record is from RefSeq and is a predicted model, not a curated record. Lineage: Eukaryota; Metazoa; Chordata; Mammalia; Rodentia; Castoridae.
AUGGGACAAAAAGCAUCACAACAGUUGGCUCUGAAGGACAACAAAGAAGUUCUUGGCAUCUGUGAGGUGGUCAGUGAGGCUAUAGUCUACGCAGCUCAGAGACUGAAGGAGUAUCUUGGAUUUGAGUAUCCGCUGACUAAACUCUGUCCUGCUGCCAGUACUCUGAAUGAGAUCUUCUUAAUCCACUUCAUCACUUUCUGCCAAGAAAAGGGAAUUGGUGAGUGGCUCACCACCACCAAGAUGACCAAGCACCAAGCCUUCCUGUUCGGGACAGAUUGGAUUUGGACCUUUUGGGGAUCCAAUAAGCAAAUAAGGCUUCAGCUAGCAGUUCAGACUCUGCGAAUGGCUUCUCUUCAAUCUGCGGACUUCUCCAAUCCAGAGUCAAGGGUAGAGGAAUCUUCCUGGAAGAAAAGUAGAUUUGAUAAACUGGAAGAAUUCUGUAACCUGAUAGGAGAGGACUGUCUAGGCCUGUUUAUCAUCCUCGGUGUGCCAGGAAAGCCUGGAGAUGUUCGGGGAGUUGUCCUGGAUAGUGUCAGAAGUGGGAUGGUGAGCAGCCCUCUGCCAGGACACCAGGCUGUGGAACAGUUUGUCCUGGAGACAGAAGAUUGUGUGUCCAUCAAAGAGCUGCUCGGAAACUAUCUGAGUAAGAAAGACGGGCUGAGAGAGGUGGGCAAGGCUUAUAUUAGCAUCCUCUGA